Messenger RNA from Fusarium graminearum PH-1, 1089 nucleotides. RefSeq lists its product as uncharacterized. Bases 1 to 1089 code for a protein of 362 amino acids. The transcript has 2 exons. The record is from RefSeq and is a predicted model, not a curated record. NCBI's taxonomy places the organism in Eukaryota, Fungi, Ascomycota, Sordariomycetes, Hypocreales, Nectriaceae.
AUGGCGUCCACGAAUCUGCAGCAAGGGCAUAGCUUGUACUCACCUCUCGACCAUAAUAUUCGUCUCAUCGAAAUCCUUCCUACCUUCCCGGGCCACCAAGUGCAAUGCAAGCUGCACACGGAGAUUGUCGUCGAUGGAAUCCGCAAGCAAGUCACCGUUAACCUCGCCACGGCCCUCAGACACCUGAAACAGCACUGGUCCGAGAUCAGGGCCAGACCAGGGGAAUAUCACGAUCCUUUUGAGUUACGUGUCUGGGCCGAUGCGCUGUGCAUCAACCAGGACAACCAUUUCGAGAGAACGCCUCAAGUCGGGCUGAUGGCCGAUAGCUACUCUUCAGCUGAUAUGGUACUUGCCUGGCUGACUUCCAAUGACCGAGAUCUCGUCUGUGCUUUCACAAUCAUGCACAAGCUCCUUCAUUAUGCAGAUCUAUAUGACUACCAGGCAAAACCAUGGCCAAGAUAUUCAGUCGAGGAAUACAACUGGUUCCAAGAACUAAAGAUUAACUUUCCCUUGCGGCUGAACAAAGAUACGGAAGCCGAGAUGGCGUUCUCAAAGUUCUGGCGACUCAGCUUCUGGACCCGAGUGUGGACUCAACAAGAAGUCAUCCUUGCCAAAGAACUCUACUUUAUCACACCAUCACAAAGGAUAUACUACAAGGACUGCAUAUUGGUCAACACAUUGAUUAAAGCAUAUCUCGAGGACUCGCUCAGUCCAGCGCCAUUUUCCCCGUUCAUCAACCUGCCGAAGAAUGAGGCUACCAAGAUGUUGGAGUACCAAUGUGGAGCCACGAGUCUUCUUGAAAUAAAGCGCCAUACUGAGGUGCCUACAAUAAGGGUUCCUGGAAUUGGCCUGUACCUCUCAGGUCACUUGCAGGCUACUGACAAGUUGGAUUACGUCUACGGCCUACUUGCAUUGACCAAAGCGCCCAUCGUGCCAGACUACGCAAAGUCUGUACAUGAGGUGUACUGGGAGUUUGCAAAAUGGCUGGUGGAGGAAUGCAACAAAAUUUCGAGGAUCAUUCCCCGUGCACUGCCGUUUAACGCGGGCUUCUUUGGAUUUUUGGAUGCAAAUGCUGUCGGAAUUAGAUAG